Diabrotica balteata is the source of this 2369-nucleotide messenger RNA. The record is from the annotation of a GenBank genome assembly. NCBI's taxonomy places the organism in Eukaryota, Metazoa, Arthropoda, Insecta, Coleoptera, Chrysomelidae.
CAAACGUCCAAAAAGUUGAUAAAAGAUCUAGCACAAAGCAAAAUACAGUAUUUAAACCCAAUAAUCUGCAUUUCUUUUUCACGUGCCUUUAAUUUGUAAAUUCUUUGAAGAAAUGUUUAUUAAAAUUAGAAAAGAUGGUGACGAAAAGCAAGAAUGGGUUAUUUCUGUAUCAAAACAGGAUAAAGUUAGUGUCAUUGAAAAACUGGUCACACAAAAGACUGGUGUAAAACCUAAACAACAGACUCUUCUUUUCAAAGGAAAAACGCUUGCAUCCAAGGUUUGUAUUCUUGACUACCAAAUCCAAAACAACAAUGUUGUGCAAUUAUUUGUUAGAGACAUAGAUAAUUCUGAAUCAAAAGAAAGUACUGAUGCAAACACCGAAGACUCUGAUAAAAAUUUAAUUGAAGCUGAAAGUAAAUAUUAUGCUGUUGGUGAUCUUAUUGAUGUGUUAUUGGAAGAUGAUGGAACCUGGUAUGAAGCAUUUAUUGUUAAAAUAUAUUUUAAAAAGGAGCCAUUUGAAAUUUUAUCUGAGGAAGAUGAAAAUAAACUAAUCUUCAGAAUCAAAAGUGCAAACCACAUAAUUCCUGGUUUUGAAACUGAUGCUGGAUUUAAUGACAUAAGACCUAGAUCAUAUCAUAUUUAUAAACCAGAGGAACUAUGUCCUGACAUGAUUGUCUUAGCAAAUUAUAAUUUAGAGGAAAAGCAUUUAAGAGGACAUUGGUAUAACUUUAAAAUAGAAGAAGCUAGUAAACUGAAUGUAACAGGUACCGCUUUAGUUGGAAAAGAACAAACACCUGUAGAAAAUUGCAAAUUAAUAUUUGUUGAUAGAAUUAUGAGAAUAGAACAUCCUGUUCAGUUAACUGAAGUUAGUGCUGAAGAAAGGUUGUCCAGAUAUUCAGAAAAAACUAACAGAAUUUACCCUUACAACUGUAAUACUUGUAAAGAUGAUAAAAAUAAAAAAUGUCGUGAAUGCGGUUGUACUGUGUGUCACACAAAAGAAAACUGGGAAGAUAUAAUUUUAUGUGAUGAAUGCGACGAUGAGUAUCAUCUUGAAUGUCUUGAUCCGCCAUUAGAUGAAGUUCCGGAAGGAGAUUGGUACUGUCCAGAAUGCAAAACUGAUGAUUCCGAGAUAGUUAAAAGAGGUGAGGGAGUAAGAUUGAGUAAAAAACGGGCAAAUAUGCCAAGUAAAACCACUACGUCUACCCGUGAUUGGGGUAGAGGUAUGGCUUGCGCUGGGAGAACGACGGAGUGUACGGUAGUUUCCAAAGAUCACUUUGGCCCUAUUCCAGGAAUCGAUGUUGGAAGGCGUUGGAAAUAUAGAGCACAGGUGUCUGAGGUUGGAGUUCAUCGUCUUAUCGUAGGUGGUAUUCAUGGAUCAGCAAAUAUAGGGGCCUACUCGAUUGUUUUAAGUGGCGGAUAUGAAGACGAUAUAGAUCAAGGCGAUGAAUUUAUUUACACGGGAAGUGGAGGCAGAGAUUUAAGUGGAAAUAAACGAGUGAACAAGCAGAGUAUGGACCAAGAAUUUAAACGAGGCAAUAUGGCUUUAGCAGUUAAUUGCAAUGCUCCACUUGAUAAAAAUGGAGCAGAAGCAACAGAUUGGAGAGCCGGUCUACCAGUGCGAGUAGUAAGGAAAGGUAAUCCUAAAAUUAAUUCAAAAUACAGCCCAAAAGAUGGAUUACGGUACGAUGGUAUUUACAAAGUAGUUAAAUAUUAUCCAGAAAAGGGAGAGUCCGGAUUUUUGGUGUACAGAUAUUUAUUGAGGAGGGAUGAUCCCAAUCCAGCACCAUGGGAAGAAGGUGGUCAUGAAGAUGAUAUUGUUUAUCCAGAUAAUUAUUCUGAAAAACAAUCAGAAAAAGAAAAGAAGGGAAAGCCUUCUAAAGGACGAAAACGUAAAGCAAGUGAAGAUGAAAUGGAAGAACUAGAAGAAAAAGAAAAUAAAUCAAAGCCUACCAAGAGAGAAAUACCAUAACAAGUUUUUUCAAUGGAAUGAGCAAUGGAAACAGCAGUAAAAAAAUUAAGAUAGAAUAUGAAGUACCUGAAGAAAUAAGUAAGUUAAUAAAAGAAGAUGUGGACAAUGCUGCCUUAUGGGAUGACUGCAAUGAAACUAUUAAGUUAGGAAAGCAGAAAUAUUUGGCAAAAAUUCAAGAAAAUUUCAAAUGUGCUUGCUGUCAGGAUAUGGUAUACAAUCCAAUUACUACUGAAUGCAAACACAAUAUGUGUGAGGCGUGCAUGCGGCGAGCAUUCAAAUCGAACUAUUACAAUUGUCCUUAUUGUCGAUUUGAACUAGGAGGAUGUUACGAUUUAACAGUUAACGAAACGCUUAGUAAAAUUUUAAACAUGUUUUUCCCAGGAUAUGGAAAAUAAAUUAC